AUGAGUUUCUUGCCGCCAUCAGUGGUUCUGCCGGUGCCACUAACCACUAAAUCGCAUUUUUCACCUAUUCCAAAAGUUGUCAAUGCACAAAACCAGCAGGAUCCAAUCAUACUCGGAGUCGAUGAAGCAGGAAGGGGGCCUGUGAUUGGUCCAAUGGUGUACGGCCUGGCAUACACCAGGAAAUCCCAGGAUAGAGUACUCCGAAAGUUUGGAUUUGAUGACUCGAAAAAGCUCACACCCGAAAAAAGAACAGAGUUAAUGCAAGGAAUAUGCGGAGCAGAGCCAGAAUUACUCAGCAGCAUUGGCUGGGCGACCACAUCUAUCACAGCAAGGGAUAUUUCGGCAGGUAUGCUGCGACCUAAAGGAUCCACAUACAAUUUGAACAGUCAGGCACAUGAUGUGACUAUGGCUCUCAUUCAAGGCAUUCUCGAUAGAGGAGUGUGUGUUGAGGAGGUUUACAUCGACACAGUCGGUCCACCGGCUGUUUACCAGAAGAAAUUGCAGGGCCGGUUCCCUGGCUUAAAGAUUACCGUGACGAAAAAAGCCGACUCUCUUUUCCCGAUAGUGUCCGCCGCGUCGAUCGUCGCCAAAGUUACCCGAGAUUCGAGCAUCGAGCAGUCGCGUCUGUGCAGGUCGAUCCCCACAGUAUGGGGGUCCGGCUAUCCAUCCGAUCCCCGGACUAGCAAAUGGCUUAACGGCAAUGUUCAUCCGCUUUAUGGUUGGGACUUGAACGUCCGAUACUCGUGGCAAACAGCCAAAGAUGCAAUUAAGCGCAAUAAUGGGAUCGAGAUGACUUGGGAGGACGAUCUUGAAGAAGUAGAUGACGAUUACGGAGAUAUUUCGCACUUGAUGAGCUCCAACAACUUUUCAUCAUCCUCUAUCUCCAACUUUGACUCCGUCCGUUGUGAUUGGUUCCUCAGCAGUAUAUAA
Brettanomyces bruxellensis is the source of this 930-nucleotide messenger RNA. RefSeq lists its product as uncharacterized. NCBI's taxonomy places the organism in Eukaryota, Fungi, Ascomycota, Pichiomycetes, Pichiales, Pichiaceae. The transcript has a single exon. Gene Ontology annotation, molecular function: RNA binding; RNA-DNA hybrid ribonuclease activity. Gene Ontology annotation, biological process: DNA replication, removal of RNA primer; mismatch repair. The coding region runs from base 1 to 930 and encodes 309 amino acids. Gene Ontology annotation, cellular component: ribonuclease H2 complex. The record is from RefSeq and is a predicted model, not a curated record.